This is a messenger RNA of Staurois parvus, 449 nucleotides long. NCBI's taxonomy places the organism in Eukaryota, Metazoa, Chordata, Amphibia, Anura, Ranidae. The record is from the annotation of a GenBank genome assembly.
CCCUCAGUAACAAUUCUGUGUCUGUCCCUGAGUAACAAUUCUGUGUCCCUGAGUAACAAUUCUGUGUCCCUAGUAACAAUUCUGUGUCCCUCAGUAACAAUUCUGUGUCCCUCAGUAACAAUUCUGUGUCUGUCCCUGAGUAACAAUUCUGUGUCCCUGAGUAACAAUUCUGUGUCUGUCCCUGAGUAACAAUUCUGUGUCCCUCAGUAACAAUUCUGUGUCCCUCAGUAACAAUUCUGUGUCCCUGAGUAACAAUUCUGUGUCCCCUGAGUAACAAUUCUGUGUCCCUGAGUAACAAUUCUGUGUCCCUCAGUAACAAUUCUGUGUCCCUCAAGUAACAAUUCUGUGUCCCUCAGUAACAAUUCUGUGUCCCUCAGUAACAAUUCUGUGUCCCUAAGUAACAAUUCUGUGUCCCUAAGUAACAAUUCUGUGUCCCUCAGUAACAAUUC